Messenger RNA from Loxodonta africana (African savanna elephant), 3908 nucleotides. RefSeq names its product CTP synthase 1 (gene CTPS1). Bases 131 to 1906 code for a protein of 591 amino acids. Gene Ontology annotation, biological process: pyrimidine nucleobase biosynthetic process; CTP biosynthetic process. The transcript has 19 exons. Gene Ontology annotation, cellular component: cytoophidium; cytoplasm. Lineage: Eukaryota; Metazoa; Chordata; Mammalia; Proboscidea; Elephantidae. Gene Ontology annotation, molecular function: CTP synthase activity; identical protein binding. The record is from RefSeq and is a predicted model, not a curated record.
AGCCCGCCUCCGUGAAAGGCUGCCGGCGUAUGCGGCCGGGCUGGUUCACUGGCUGCUGGCGGCUCACCGCGCGCAUUGCUGACUUAGUUCUCUAGCUGAUUUGAAGCCGGUGUCAGGUCAAAAAAUUAAAAUGAAGUACAUUCUAGUUACUGGCGGUGUUAUAUCAGGAAUUGGAAAAGGAAUCAUUGCCAGCAGUGUGGGCACAAUACUGAAGUCAUGUGGUUUACAUGUAACUUCAAUUAAAAUUGACCCAUACAUUAACAUUGAUGCAGGAACCUUCUCUCCUUACGAGCAUGGGGAAGUUUUUGUGUUGGAUGAUGGUGGUGAAGUAGACCUUGACCUGGGUAACUAUGAGCGGUUCCUUGACAUCCGCCUCACCAAGGACAAUAAUCUGACCACUGGAAAGAUAUACCAGCACGUCAUUAACAAGGAACGCAAAGGAGAUUACUUGGGAAAAACCGUCCAAGUUGUCCCUCACAUCACAGAUGCAAUCCAGGAGUGGAUAAUGAGACAGGCGUUAAUACCUGUAGAUGAAGACGGCCUGGAGCCUCAAGUGUGUGUUAUUGAGCUCGGUGGAACAGUGGGAGAUAUAGAAAGCAUGCCGUUUAUUGAGGCUUUCCGUCAAUUCCAGUUCAAAGUCAAAAGAGAGAACUUUUGUAAUAUCCACGUCAGUCUAGUCCCUCAGCCAAGUUCAACAAGGGAACAGAAGACUAAACCCACUCAGAAUAGCAUUCGGGAUCUCAGAGGACUUGGGCUUUCCCCAGAUCUGGUUGUGUGCAGGUGCUCAAAUCCUCUCGACACAUCGGUGAAAAAGAAAAUCUCAAUGUACUGCCAUGUGGAACCUGAACAAGUCAUCUGUGUCCACGAUGUCUCAUCCAUCUACCGAGUCCCCUUGUUACUAGAAGAGCAAGGGGUUGUAGAUUAUUUUCUUCGAAGACUCGAUCUCCCUAUUGAGAGGCAGCCACGAAAAAUGCUGAUGAAGUGGAAAGAGAUGGCUGACAGAUACGAUCGCUUGCUGGAGACCUGCUCUAUUGCCCUUGUGGGAAAAUACACCAAGUUCUCUGACUCGUACGCCUCGGUCACGAAAGCUCUGGAGCACUCUGCACUGGCCAUCAACCACAGACUGGAAAUCAAGUACAUAGAUUCUACCGACCUGGAGCCAAGCACCUUACAGGAAGAGCCCGUCCGGUACCACGAAGCAUGGCAGAAGCUCUGUAGUGCUCAUGGAGUGCUGGUUCCAGGCGGGUUUGGUGUUCGAGGAACGGAAGGAAAGAUCCAAGCAAUCGCCUGGGCUCGAAAACAGAAAAAGCCCUUUUUGGGUGUGUGCUUAGGAAUGCAGCUGGCAGUGGUUGAAUUCUCAAGAAAUGUGCUGGGAUGGCAAGAUGCCAAUUCUACAGAGUUUGACCCUAAGACAAGUCACCCUGUGGUCAUAGACAUGCCGGAACACAAUCCUGGGCAGAUGGGUGGAACCAUGAGGCUGGGCAAGAGGAGGACCCUGUUCCAGACCAAGAACUCAGUCAUGAGAAAACUCUAUGGAGAUCCGGAAUUCCUGGAGGAGAGGCAUCGCCACAGAUUCGAGGUAAAUCCAGUCUUGAAAAAGUGUUUGGAAGAGCAAGGCUUGAAGUUUGUUGGCCAAGAUGUUGGAGGAGAGAGAAUGGAAAUCGUGGAGUUGGAAGAUCACCCCUUUUUUGUUGGGGUUCAGUACCACCCUGAGUUCCUGUCCAGACCUAUCAAGCCUUCCCCGCCCUACUUCGGCCUCCUCCUGGCCUCUGUAGGGAGGCUCCCACAUUACCUGCAGAAAGGCUGCCGGCUCUCACCUAGGGACACCUACAGUGACAGAAGUGGAAGCAGCUCCCCUGACUCUGAAAUCACUGAAUUGAAAUUCCCAUCAAUAAAUCAUGACUGAAUCUGGUAACGGAUGAUUCUUCAAGAGAGCCUUUGAACUUUGACAGAGUUUACAGCUUUGAUUUUACACUCAGCUUUUGACACUUCCUUUAAAUUAUGUUUUUAUUAAAAUUAUUUUAUUAUAGGGGAAAAGGUAUUUGGAAAACUUUGUUACUUGCAUGUCCAUCAUGUGUCUUGACUCUGCGUGGUGUACUGCCUGCUGACUCUGCUGUGCAGUUAGUUCCCGAGCUGCUGAGAAGAGCGACAGCAGGUCUGGAAGGGGCUGAUGAUGGACGGGGGCUGGUAGAACGCCCCCUCGAUCACCAUGUUUCUCCAACUACCUCGUGUCAUUGUGGAUUCGAGAGCAUUACCUGUUGCUUUUCCCUUGGAUGCCUGGGCCGUUAUAAGAAGUGCCACGUGGACUUAAGAAGCACGGAAAAAUACGCGUAGCUAGUCCUUAGAACACUUUGGUGCUGGUGACUUGAGGGCAUUGCUUGCCACCAAGGACAGUGAAACCGGAGUCAAAAUCUUGACACUGCCCCGAGCUUUGGGGACUUUCAGUGCCAACUGUGGCUGGUACUUGUCCAAAGGGACAGUCACUUCAGUGUCGCAUGAAACGGUGAGAAGUCUAUUCCUCGGUGAAGUGUGAUUUUAAGCCCCCAUGCCUCUGACCACACUUCCUCUUCUUGGGGCUGGGAAACACUCCUUGCAUCAAGGGGUUGCUUUUAAAAAGAAUAAAGAAUCUUUGGGAAACUGCCUCUAAAACCCUCACAUGUAGACAGCUUUGGCUCACAGGGGACGCCUUUCUUCUAGAACGGUGUUACUGCAGUUGAAGCGCAACAGGAGAAGCUCGUCUUAGCGUGAUGUAACAGUAGGCACAGCUAUGUCUGCCACGUUCUGGCUGCACUUACGUGGGCUCCCUGACUUAAAUAAAUAAUGCAGAACUAGAGACAUGCUUUGCUCUUCAUUCUCUGUCCUUGGCCAGACGGAAACGUAGCAGGAUGUGGGUGCCUGUGCGCCGUCAACUGAGCCCUGAGUGCCAGGCUCUCCUCCAGGCGAGCAGCCUUCAGCGAGCAAUCAUUUGUUCAAAAACUCAGAGAGGAACCUUUCUCAUAGGAACCAGAAUUUUCCAGAAAGCCUUCAAAUAGAGGUGCUCAGCAUAGAAUGAUACAGAUGAAAGGUCAUAGGUGUUGAGUAUGCCACUUGACCUUGAAAAAGGGGGAAAGAGUGGGCAGUUUUUAUUAUGAAGCACCUUCCCUGUGCCCGGCACUGGGCCUGGGGGCCUCACCCACGUAGCCAGGGAGCAGUGGACUGAAGAGUGUGUCUUACCCAGCAGGACUGCUAUAACCACCGGCUCUUGCUCCAUCCCUGUCCCUCUGAAUAUAGUCCCAGCAGCUAGAGGUCGCUGUCCACGGUGAUGUCUUCCUCCAAAGUGGCAUUGGUGCUAUUGAGUGUGCCGCUUGUGGAGUGUGGGUGACGUCUGGCACCCAUUUACCCUCCAGCCACUGAGCACACCUACUCAGGGGUGAGCAGUGUCCUCUGCAAACAAGUCUGUCCAAGAAAGGGGCUCACAUCUCAGGCUGGGGUCCCACACCUGCUGUCUUCUCUGUCUUCCCCUGUUCCUGGUGACUGAAGGAAUGUGAGGGGACUGACUAAAGUAUGCUUCAAGGAACCCCAGCCCUGUGACACGCCGUAUAACAGGUUCCAUGAUUUCCCAGUGCCUCAGACCCCAAAUUUAGGAGUUGCUGUGAUUGCUUCAUUCAGCAAGUAUUGAUGGGGUGUCUACCACAUGCCCAGCAUGCAUAGUGCCCAACAAUCUUUACUGCAUUGAAAUUUGACACUGGGGCUGGGGAGGAAAAUGUUCUUUCUUUCUCACCAUUUGGCCCAGCACCUACAUCACAGAGAUCGGGAAAAGAAGUGGGCUCCCUUUUACCCCUCCACUCCCUAGCCCAAGGCCACCGUUACCCUCAAGGCCCGGAAGUGUAUUUCCCCCACCUCCUGCUCAAGAGCAACCCAGCUGCCUU